Dreissena polymorpha is the source of this 2530-nucleotide messenger RNA. RefSeq names its product protein FAM167A-like. NCBI's taxonomy places the organism in Eukaryota, Metazoa, Mollusca, Bivalvia, Myida, Dreissenidae. The transcript is spliced from 6 exons. The coding region runs from base 403 to 1347 and encodes 314 amino acids. The record is from RefSeq and is a predicted model, not a curated record.
UUUCGGCUUUAUAUGAUAUUUGUUUAGAUUUCUACAUCGUAAAUUAUGAAAACAUCAAUAAUAUAUGCAAAUAUGAUUGAUAUUUAAAUUAUAAAAUAGACAAACAAAAAUAUAUCUCACGAUUCAUUUUUUGAACUACGGAAGCGUGAAAGAGCCAUCAAAAUUAAAAAAACAGUGAAAAUUUAAAUAAAGAACUAAUGUUUUGUUUUUAAUUCUUUUUCAUGGGGAGAUGUUUGUUUAUCAAAAUCACGUCUGCUUUUAUGAGAUUGCUGGUUUUACAGCUUCAUAUAGAUAAAAUAAAGAAUCAUGUCUGCUGUUAUCGUCAAUUAUUUACCUGUGUGUGAUGUCAUGAGACAACUGUGCUUUCCCUGCAUAUGAGGAAACAACUGUAUAUAACAAAAAAUGAGUCUGGAAGUAACCAGUAUAGACAUAACUAAAAAGGUGUGUGUCAUCUGUGGAGAGCAAGAUGACCGUCAAGUUUCAAAACUUGGAGAAAAGGGAUGUCAAGGACUUUCAUUAGAUGCAAAAAACUAUAAAGAUUUCCAAUGUGAACUAUUUAUGACGUCAUAUGAACGAAACUCCGAUGACGUGAGAUACAGCGAGAAAAUGCGAGAAUUCCAUCGUCCCACACUGUGCGUGAUAGACGAGAACGGUAUCGAUGUAACUAAAUCGGUAUGCGAAAUAUCCGAGCCCGGAAGUUUGGACGGCUUCACCGGAGGUGACAACGGGAUACCGGCAACGUGUGACCAUAACGCAAACUGGACCAAAUCAGACGAACACGAUUUAAAUCGGGAAAGUGGCAACAACCUCUUGAUACCUAAGUGCGACGAUGACUUUGACCUCUGUGAACUUAAAGCCACUACAGCGCGAUUAAAAUUGUCGACCAGACGACAAAGUACGGUCGCCUGGCAACAGGCGCACUUAGGCUCGACACGUGUUCCAGUAGUACUUCCGAAGUUCGAUUCUUCAAAAUUAAUUAAAAGCUAUAAAGACACUGAUACGGACAACAACAACCAGGACGACGAUUCUUUUACGGAGGAGAGAAAAAAUCGAAUCGACGACGCUCUGGCAUGGCUUCGAUCAGAAUUGAUGCAGAUGCGCAGCGAAGACGAACGGUUGGCAAGGCAAUUACUCUCAAUCAGACACGACAUCCAUCAGUUGAAAUUACAGCGAAGUUGUCAGGCUCACCGAGAGAUGCUGGAAGACGUGACGCUCGAUAUGGAAGAGAAUCACGUGUUGAACGUUAUUUCGGACAUGCCGAUUCCGGACUCCGUGCAUGACACGCCCUUGAAGCAUCUGGGAGUGACGCGCAUGCACCUGAGCGCGAGACGAUUUUCGACCUGUUGAACGAGUCCGGUGACAGGGCUGUGUUGAACGUUGACAUGACCGAGGAUGUUGACUGCCUCAGGGCAUCUACUGGAACGCAGGGAUUUUCGUCGUGUUGAAAAGGCUUCCAAUGAAAUCGUCGGUGCGUGCGGGUGAAUAAAUGUGUUGAAUUUGAACAGAAACGAUGCUCAUGGUAAACGAAGUGUUCUUAUUUACGAGUAAGCGUCUAUGCGUCGAAGCCCUGUCAGGCUGAUCUGCAGCAGGGACCAAGUUUACUGUAUAUUUAAACAGCAAAACGUAUUUUCGUUUUCGAAUGUGCAGAAAAAAGUUUGCACUGCAAACUAGUCUGCUGACUAAACACUAAAAGUGACUGUUAUACUCCGGAUUUGAGAUGUGUCAGUGUUAACAUGGAAUUCGUUUUACUUGUCAAAUAUCUCAACGCAUGAUGAAACAUCAAAGCUAACACUUCAAGCUACAAGGCUUGUACCAGUUUUGAUAAAAUCGCAUAUAGUUGGUGCAAAAACAUUCAGGCUUGUCCAUUUGAAUUGGCUAUAACUCUUUUUAAAUGCACCAGUACGAGUUGCUAUUAUAAUCAAGUACGGACAAUUCAGAUCGAAUUAUUCAAGUCAAAUCAGUAGGCAAAUUGUGUUGUUGCUGUGAUUUUAUAAUAACCAGAUUGCAAAUAGAUCAAUACUUUUUUUGCAAAUGAUUUCGUUCCCGGUACGGUUCUUGCUUUAAGCUGUAGUUAUGGUCCCUUAUUUGACCUUGCAGUCUUUCACGAAUAUGGGGAAGACAAUAUUGAAUCUUUAUCACAAAUUGUAAACUUUUUACAAAAUUGCGCAUUGCAUCGUUCUCGUAAACGAUAAAUUUACGUUUAAAUUAUAAUCAACUAUAUGCACAUAAUAACCGAAUCGGUAUAAAAAAAACUGUAAAUUUUAUUCGUGAUCGCCCUUAUUUUGGGAUGGUAUUGUUCAAAGUUUCAGGUAGAAAAUAAAGUAAAAGUAAUCAUAUUAUGACGCAAACAUAAUCCAUCAUUUACUUCCCAAUGUAAAAUAAUUUGUUCAAUACGGGUAUAAUGUUCGUUUGUGUUUAUGUAGAUGUAGAUUCUAUGUUUUGUAUAUCCUUUAAACAUAUUAAUAUUUUAAUUUGUGAUGAUAAAAUCAUAUGUAAUACGCUUGCUACAAAUACAGUUUUGGAAAUGAAA